Messenger RNA from Arabidopsis lyrata subsp. lyrata, 1025 nucleotides. RefSeq names its product protein trichome birefringence-like 37. The transcript has 5 exons. Lineage: Eukaryota; Viridiplantae; Streptophyta; Magnoliopsida; Brassicales; Brassicaceae. Gene Ontology annotation, cellular component: Golgi apparatus. The coding region runs from base 87 to 1025 and encodes 312 amino acids. The record is from RefSeq and is a predicted model, not a curated record. Gene Ontology annotation, molecular function: O-acetyltransferase activity.
AACUCGAAUCCAUCACAAAGCCUAUCCAAGAAAAGAAAAAAAAAAAAAAAAAAAAAAAAAAACCCAACAUCUUUUGUCUUUGGAAGAUGGGUUUCAAACAUGUCUCUCUUUUCCUUCUUCUUUCGCUUCUCAUACUCACAAUCUUGUCCGGAGCCGACCAAGCUUUGGCUACUGACAAGAAACAGCAUGUAAGCCAACGUAACAAAACGGCGUUGGCCGCCGCCGGAGGAGGAGGAAAAGAGGUGUUGAAAGGGAGGAAGCAGACGAGUGGUUGUAACCUGUUCCAAGGGAGAUGGGUUUUCGAUGCUUCUUACCCUUUCUACGAUUCAUCCACGUGCCCUUUCAUUGACGGUGAGUUCGACUGUCUCAAAUUCGGUCGACCAGACAAACAGUUCCUCAAGUACUCUUGGCUGCCUGAUUCAUGUACCGUCCCAAGGUUUGAUGGGGAAGCGUUUCUGAAGAAAUGGAGAGGGAAACGAGUGAUGUUCGUGGGUGACUCACUGAGUCUAAACAUGUGGGAAUCGUUGGGAUGUAUGAUAUAUUCGUCGGUUCCAAACACUAAGACCACUUUUCUCAAGCGUACCCCACUCUCGUCUCUCACUUUCCAGGAAUAUGACGUCACACUAUUCCUGUACCGAACACCAUACCUAGUGGACAUCUCCAAAGAAAGUGUAGGGCGUGUGCUUAACCUUGGAGCCAUCGAAGAUGGUGCUGAUGCUUGGAAAAACAUGGACCUCCUCGUCUUUAAUUCCUGGCACUGGUGGACUCACACAGGAGUACAGUCCCAAGGGUGGGAUUUUAUAAGAGAUGGGUCUUCAUUAACAAGAGACAUGGACCGUCUUGAUGCUUUUAACAAAGGACUCACCACUUGGGGUCAAUGGAUUGAUCAAAAUGUUAACAUUUCGCAAACCCGAGUUUUCUUCCAAGGCAUUUCUCCCACUCAAACGAUAUAUUUUAUACUCUUAAUGGCUACAGUCUCAAAUAUAAAAAGAGAAAAAGAUGUCAAAUAUACUUCUUUUGUAUAG